AUGGCAAACGACUUUUCUCUUUUUACGUCGCUCAGAUUUGACGUCAAGCUCAAACAGGUCCCAGCCAUGGGUCUGGCGUAUGCUGGAUGGAACUACCGAAAUGAGUCACCACUUUACAUGCUCGAUUAUCACCGAGAUCGCAUCCUGCGAGCUGCUGCGCAUUGGGGAUGGGACACGGUGGUUGACAAGCUAUCUGGAGAUGCAGGUCUUGCAAACCUUGCCAGAGCGGCAGAGGCUGCAGUUGACCCUUCAGAGACUGGCCCAUUUCGACUACGAAUCUUGGUUACCAAAGAAGGCAUCAUCACAUUCCAUCAAUACAGCACUGCUGCUCUCGACAUUGGUAACCUUUUUCCAGAGGCACUCCCCGAACCAGGAAAAUCACCGAGCCCAAGCCAGCCGCAGGUUCCGCCGCGACUGGCUGUCGUCGUGGACAGUGUCGAUUCCCCAAGGUCCGAAUUCACUCACUUCAAAACGACCAAUCGGAAACUGUACGACGAAGCCCGGGAAAGAGCAGAAAUAGGCUCUGUUCAUGCAGCGAAUAGCGUAGAAGUCCUGGUAAUCAACCAAGAGGAUAACAGCAUUAUGGAGGGAAGCACCACGACACCAUACUUUUGGCGUGAUGGGAGGUGGAUUACGCCGCCUGUGUCUGCCAAAUAUAGCAGGCAUGAUGGUAGUGGAGGAAACGAUGGCACGUCCCGACGAUGGGCCCUAGAACGGCGCGUGGCGGCCGAGCGAGAAAUCAGAGUUGAUCAACUUGUUGACGGAGAGGCGUGCUACAUAAGCAACGGCGUGAGUGGAUUCAGAGCUGGAACCAUCAGUUUGAGAGUAGAGAGGACCAACGAUUGA
Messenger RNA from Metarhizium album ARSEF 1941, 846 nucleotides. RefSeq names its product Aminotransferase, class IV. NCBI's taxonomy places the organism in Eukaryota, Fungi, Ascomycota, Sordariomycetes, Hypocreales, Clavicipitaceae. Bases 1 to 846 code for a protein of 281 amino acids. The record is from RefSeq and is a predicted model, not a curated record. The transcript has 2 exons. Gene Ontology annotation, molecular function: catalytic activity.